AUGAGGACCUGCAUCUGGAGAGGGCCAAAUGUGAACUGCGUUGACAGUACUGGAUACACUCCACUGCACCAUGCUGCUUUGAAUGGUCAUAAGGAUGUGGUGGAAGUUCUGCUGAGGAACGACGCGCUAACCAACGUAGCAGACUGUAAAGGCUGUUACCCCCUCCACCUGGCAGCUUGGAAAGGAGAUGCAGACAUAGUGAAGCUCCUCAUCCACCAGGGACCUUCGCAUACUAAAGUGAACGAGCAGAAUGCUCUUGAGAUCAAAGAACUCAAAAAGUACGGCCCCUUUGACCCAUAUAUCAAUGCCAAGAACAACGACAACGAGACGGCGCUGCACUGCGCCGCUCAGUAUGGCCACACAGAGGUGGUGAAGGUCCUGCUGGAGGAGUUGACCGACCCCACCAUGCGCAACAACAAGUUUGAGACUCCUCUGGACCUGGCCGCGCUCUAUGGGAGGCUGGAAGUCGUGAAGAUGCUCUUGAACGCUCACCCCAAUCUUCUAAGCUGCAACACUAAGAAACACACUCCCCUGCACUUGGCGGCUAGGAACGGUCACAAAACUGUAGUCCACGUCCUCCUGGAUGCUGGCAUGGAUAGCAAUUAUCAGACUGAAAAAGGCAGUGCUUUGCACGAAGCUGCUUUGUUUGGCAAGACAGAUGUGGUACAAAUAUUGCUGGCUGCAGGUAUUGAUGUGAACAUAAAGGAUAACAGAGGCCUGACAGCUCUGGAUAUUGUGAGGGAGCUUCCUUCUCAGAAAAGCCAACACAUAGCAGCUCUCAUUGAAGAUUACACCGUUGGGAAGAAAAGUGCCAAAGCUGCAGAGAAGAGCGUUCAAGCACCGCUUGUUCCAGCCACUGAUCCCGUGUGCCGGAUAUCUCAGGGUGAUGUGGAGAAAGCAGUUACAGAACUGAUCAUAGAUUUUGAUGUGAACCCAGAAGAGGAGAGCCCGUAUGAAGCUUUGUACAAUGCGACGUCCUGCCACUCGCUGCUGGUUGGGACUAGAGAGGAAAAGAGAAGAGGGACUGGGGGUUCUACUGUAGUGCUUUAACUCAAAGCAGCAGGAGUCAGGCCUAGAGAACGUCCACCCCCGCCUGCCAAGCCGCCGCCCGAUGAAGAGGAGGAGCAGCACGUGGAGAAGAAGAUAGGCCAUGGUGCUUCCUCCGAGGUACGUGGGACUUGGAGCAAGGGAAGUGGAGCUGAGGAAGAGGAACACCCUUACGAGCUCUUGCUUACGGCAGAAACGAAGAAGCCGGUUGCGGUGGAUAGGAAAACAAAAGACCACAGGAGGAGCAGUGGCUGCUGCAGCCAGGACUCUGCCGACGGCCAGGACAUCCAGGUUCCAGAGCAGUUUUCAGGGUUGCUUCACGGCUCUUCCCCGAUCUGCGAGAUAAGCGAGGACCCUUUCAGGCUCGUUUCCUCCGCGGAGAAAGGAGGCACGGAAGCUACAAGCCGCCCACCUGCUAUGCAGCUGGAGGAUGCUGAGUUACCUGCCUCUGCAUCAGUACGGACCAGCUCUCCGGACCAAAACCAGAAAGUGGUCUACGCAACCGUCCAGCACACGCACGUCAACCGGGCGGAUCCUGAAACUGUAGUCACGCCCCACGUGCUACAGCACCCCGGCGGUGCUGAGGAAGAGGGGGACAGAGCUGUGGGCAGAGCCCACCCGGGGAGCAAGCCCAAAGCCGAGCUUAAACUCAGCCGCAGCUUGUCCAAAUCGGACUCGGAUCUUCUGACCUGCUCUCCGACAGAGGACGAUGCCAUGGGGAGCCGGAGCGAAUCGCUCUCGAACUGCAGCACUGGGAAGAAGAGGCUGGAGAAGUCCCCGUCCUUUGCUUCAGAGUGGGACGAGAUUGAGAAAAUCAUGAGUUCCAUCGGCGAAGGCAUUGACUUUUCUCAGGAGCAGCAGAGGAUCUCAGGUUCGCGGAUGCUGGAGCAGAGUGUCGGGGAGUGGCUGGAGUCCAUUGGCCUGCAGCAAUACGAGAGUAAGCUGCUUUUGAACGGCUUUGAUGAUGUCCGCUUCCUGGGCUGUAAUGUCAUGGAAGACCAGGACCUUCGGGACAUCGGGAUCGGUGACCCGCAGCACCGUCGGAAGCUCCUCCAGGCUGCGCGCUCCCUCCCGAAGUUGAAACCCCUGGGCUGCGAUGGGAACAGCCAGCCUUCGGUUCCCGCAUGGCUCGACUCUUUGGGGCUGCAGGAUUACAUUCAGUCCUUCCUAUCGAGUGGCUACAGCUCGAUUGACACUGUGAAAAACCUCUGGGAGCUUGAAAUAGUAAACGUGAGUAUUGCCUUUCUCUUGCCCCGGCAGCGNAGGAUCAUCGCCUCCCUGGCAGACAGACCGUACGAGGAGCCACCGGCAAAGCCGCCGCGGUUCUCGCAGCUGAGAUGCCAGGACUUGAUGUCCCAGACGUCGUCGCCCCUGAGCCAGAACGACUCCUGCACGGGCAGAUCUGCCGAUCUCCUCCUGCCCUCCGGGGACACCGCGAAGAGGCAACACGACCGUGGCACCGAGGUCGCUCCCUACUCCAGAGCUGAGCGCUACAAAGCACAGGAGGACCGUCGGGAGUCAAAGCUGACCCUGCGCCCCCCCAGCCUGGCUGCCCCGUACGCCCCAGUCCAAAACUGGCAGCAUCAGCCGGAGAAGCUCAUCUUCGAGUCCUGCGGGUACGAGGCCAACUACUUGGGCUCCAUGUUGAUCAAAGACCUCCGAGGGACAGAGUCUACGCAGGACGCCUGUGCCAAGAUGAGGAAAUCCACAGAGCAUAUGAAGAAGAUCCCGACCAUAAUACUGUCCAUCACGUACAAGGGGGUGAAGUUCAUCGACGCCUCUAACAAGAAUGUCAUUGCUGAGCACGAGAUCAGGAACAUCUCCUGCGCUGCUCAGGACCCCGAGGAUCUCUGCACGUUCGCCUACAUCACCAAGGACCUGCAGACCAGCCACCACUACUGCCACGUCUUCAGCACCGUGGAUGUGAACCUGACGUACGAGAUCAUCCUCACGUUGGGGCAGGCGUUCGAGGUCGCCUACCAGCUGGCCCUCCAAGCCCAGAGAGCGAAGCCUCUGGGCGCUGCAGCAGGAGAAACGAUUGAAACAAAAUCUUCCAAACCGGUGCCUAAACCGCGAGCCGGCAUGAGGAAAUCUGCACUGGAGCCCCCUGAAGUGGACCAAGACUCCCAGUCUCAUGCCAGUGUCUCCUGGGUCGUGGACCCCAAACAGGACUCCAAGCGGACCCUCAGCACUAAGUAUGAGACCACUAUCUUCUAA
Charadrius vociferus (killdeer) is the source of this 3264-nucleotide messenger RNA. It is a transcript of the gene ANKS1A, whose product is annotated as ankyrin repeat and sterile alpha motif domain containing 1A. NCBI's taxonomy places the organism in Eukaryota, Metazoa, Chordata, Aves, Charadriiformes, Charadriidae. Gene Ontology annotation, cellular component: cytosol. Gene Ontology annotation, molecular function: protein binding. The record is from RefSeq and is a predicted model, not a curated record.